This is a messenger RNA of Funneliformis mosseae, 441 nucleotides long. NCBI's taxonomy places the organism in Eukaryota, Fungi, Glomeromycota, Glomeromycetes, Glomerales, Glomeraceae. The record is from the annotation of a GenBank genome assembly.
AUGACUGCGGCAGAUUGCAAAGCUUUGCAAAUUUUAAAAGUAAAAGCGCCCAAUACAGGCAGUAUUGAGGCGCAAAUUAAUCAAAAGCGCCUAAUACGAAGUAUUAUGGCAGUUCAGAAGAGAAAACGAGGAGGAGAAGGACAAAAAGAGGCUCAAGAACAAGGAACCGAUCUGAAAAGUAAACAGUCCGAAGUUAAACCAAAUCGGACCGAGGGUUCCAAGAGAAUGAAGAGCAACUUGCACAUUGAUAUGGGUGAAGCCGUUAUUAAACUUGGAGCUGAACAUCUUAGAUAUAUUAUUCCUUGCGUGGACAAUUUUCACAUUAUUGGAUGCUUCGCUUUAACUGAGCAAUGGAAGCUACUGCUACAUAUAAUGACGAGGACAGAGCUUAUCAUUAAUACACCGACAUUGUUAGCUCAAAAUAUUGGAUCACAAACCUAA